Molecule: messenger RNA, 1939 nt
Organism: Aphanomyces astaci
Lineage: Eukaryota; Oomycota; Saprolegniomycetes; Saprolegniales; Verrucalvaceae
Exons: 1
Coding region: 19-1773 (584 amino acids)
Biological process (GO): regulation of mRNA splicing, via spliceosome
Cellular component (GO): nucleus
Molecular function (GO): mRNA binding; zinc ion binding
Source: RefSeq, a predicted model, not a curated record
GUUGGCCGAGGGAGCGAGAUGGACGAAGAUCCGUAUGCCCAAGAGGAAGCACGGGAGCGCGAAGCUCUCAUGCGGGUAACCUUCCAGCCCAUGAAGAAGUGGUACGUCGAGCAAUCGGAACAUGCCAAGACAUAUGGACCGUUUCCGUUGUUUUGGCAAGAUUUGAAGACGUGGAGUCCAUAUCGCGCCGUGCAGCGCUUGUUCCUCAAGGCCACUGAAAAGACCACUGAAAAGACCGGCGACGACCAACCAUCGCAUGAGGAAGAAGUUGUUCCCGUGGAGGUUCCUGUGGAGGAGGAUGCAGAAACGAAGGGAAAACGUCGUCGGAAGAGCAAAUGGGACCAGGACGGCGACGUACAGAGCAACGAAGCCGCGACGACGACCACCGCACCUCCGACAAGGAAAAGUCGCUGGGGAGCGGCGGUGGAGACGACAGAAAUAGUAGACGAAGCACCCAAGAAGAAGAGCAGAUGGGCACCUGUGGGGCAGGCUGGAGGCGACGGCGGGCCAGCCCUAUUGUCCGCGGCCGAGCAGCAGUCGAUUGUAUUGCGCGCAAAGUUGGACGCGCUGGCGUUGAAAAUGGCGACGGUGGUGCAGGACGCGGCGAUCAUCGGGAAGGAUCCGAACCGGUCGCCGUCCCCGCCCCCCGUAUACGACUCGAUGGGGAAGAAGCUCAACACGCGGGAGGCGCGCAUGCGGGCGUCGUACGAGAGCCAGCGGAUGGACAUCAUCGGUCAGCUGGUGGAAGUAAACCCACUGUUCAAGCCCCCGCCAGAGUACCUUCGCGCGCGACUGCAGCGCAAGCUCCCGAUUCCCCACAAAGAGUACCCGACGUACAACUUUAUCGGGCUGAUCAUCGGGCCGCGCGGGAACACGCAGAAGCGCAUGGAGAAGGAGUUCAACUGCCGCAUUGCCAUUCGAGGGCGCGGCAGUGUCAAGGAAGGCUCCAAGGGCAAGAAGAUGAUGUCGGACGACCACGAGGAGCUGCAUGUGCUCAUCACGGGCGACCGCGAAGAGGACAUUGCGCGCGCGGCGGUCGAAGUGGCGCGGCUGCUGGAACCUGUUGAAGACACCAACAAUUCGCACAAGCAAAAGCAACUGCGCGAGCUGGCGCUGAUCAACGGCACGCUGCGGGACGACGACUACUGCCACAUUUGCGGGGAAAAGGGCCAUCGCCAAUGGGAAUGUCCGAACAGAGACAAGUCGUUCAAACCCGUCGAGGUGCGCUGUGCCAACUGCGGCGACACGAGCCAUCCCACGAGCGAUUGUACGCAAAAGAGCGGCGGCGAAGACAAGGCCACGAUCGACAAGGAGUACCUGUCGUUCAUGGAGCAGCUUGGCGAGUCCAAGCCCAACGUUAUCUCACACGCCAAUGUCGUCGCUGCGCCUAGCAACACGCCGGGGACUGCAGCGACGCCAGCCCCUGCUGCUGCGGCUGCUGCGUUUGGGAGCACCCCCGAAACCGCCUUCCCACCGCCCACCGCGGCGGCUGCGGCGGUGGAUUAUGCUGGAUAUUAUGCGCAGCAGCAAUGGGGCCAGCAAUGGGCUGCGUCUCCAGAGGUCGCGGCAUACUAUGCCCAGUACUUUGCGGCCGGAUGGACGUUGCAACAUGGUGUGUGGUACGACGCGAUGGGCGUGGCCCAAGGCUAUGCCCAGGAAGUGCCGCAAGAAGCAGCAGCAGCGUACGCACAGGUUGACCAAACGCAGCCGCCGUCGACUGACGCAAUUAAGGACUCCACCGACACAGCACAAGAUGGCGUGACUAGUUCGUAACAAGUCGAAUGACUGUCAAAGUUGUUUGGUCACAGUUGACGUGGAUGGCAUGGUGUGUCAUCUACAAGGUCCUGCGUAGAGCUGCAUGCAAUCCUACGAUUAUAAAGAGACACGAGUCGUCUUAUAAAGUGACACGAGUCCACCGCGGCUCCGUUGACACCUUGGA